UGCGACUCUCUGGCUUCGUGUGUCCGCCCGCAUACCAUUAGAUUUUCGUCCUUUUUAAUGGAAACAACACCGCCACCAGAGAGAAAGAUAAAUACAGAAAUAAAAAGAGACACUAGUGCGACGAGAAAUAAUUCGCGGUUUACGAGAUAAUACGCUCAAACAUAUAUUUGUAAAUAAAUGACGUGACAGUGUUUUGGAUUUUCGUUGUAAAAACUAAAACAACAGGAAAACAAACUCGCGAGAAUCUCGGAGAACCCGCUCCGAACUUGGAACCAUCGAAACAAUAUUUUUCCUUUUGACAACAAUAUCGGGGCAGCAACGAGAUUACGAGUUUUGGAAAAUUUCACUCCUCGCGACAUUUACCGACGGUCGGUAAAACUCGGAAAGCUUCACUUACGCCCUCCAACCAGCGAGGAAGGACCUCGGAGCCGACGAGGAUGUCAGCGGUCGAAAGCGCUUUGGAAGUUCUCUCUAGAGCUGCCACCAUGGUUCAAGAAGAACGACCAAAGUCAACGAGUCUUCAUAGAAAACCAAGCAGCGCGUGGCGCAGGGAGCGUAGGAGGGACCCGAUUCAGAGCGAGGCACUGGAUAUGUCAGCGGCGAGGGUGCAUCAUCACAACAGGCCAAGUGUUAUCGUGCCAGCCGCACCUCAACCCGGCACGACGAUCGAGGAUACAGCAGUGACGCCCACGCCAUCGGCUACGCCUUCGGCGGCGAUAGGCGGCCAGAGAACUGGUAUUCGAAGCCCAGGAGUCGUCAGUGACCCUGCAAUAGACGAACACUUCAAAAGGUCCCUCGGCCUUAAAGACUACGCAGCUGUUUUCAACGCAUCCUCGACCACCGACAAGGAAACUGGCCUCAGUGUGGACGAUCAUUUCGCGAAAGCUCUGGGCGAGACGUGGACGAGGCUGCAGGCGACGGGACGUAGCAAGGAAUCGACAUAACCCGCGUCGACCUCGGAGCAUCGUGACAACCGUAAAUUCGCUCCGAGUUCUUACAACACGAGGAGCAAAAAAAAUCACAAAUUCGAUGCUUCGCUCAUGAGACUAGAAAAAGAGACAUAAGGUCCUGUUAAUUUUUGAUUUGCCUGUUUUUUUCGUCAAUCACACUCGCUAAUUAAUUCAUCGAAGUGAAUAAUUCUGUUUCUUUAACGUGUCUGGAGGGUUUUAAAGUUUAAAAAUGCUACCAAAUGGUUCGGAGAUCGUGUAAAUAGUCGUAAGUCCAAGAAGAUAUCCCAUCGAUAAGAUUUCUUCGUCUCUCUUCUUCCUCUAGUUUACUUUUCCUUUCGUUUGUCGCUCGUUGAAUUUCAUCCUUUCGAAUAAUUCGAACGUGGUGGAUAACAGACUCGAUUAUUUAUUACAUUAUAUACGUAAAACGACUAAUUCCUCGCAAAUGAAUGAAAUAUCAAUAAAUACGUCGAAUCAAUUUAUCAUUAUAUUUAAAUAAUAAUUCAAGCUUCGUGAUAAACAACUCUGCGCAACGUUACGCAACUCUAUCCAAUAAGCAUAUGUUAUAAAUAUAUAUUAGAUAUUAAACGAACUAUUAUUCACGAA
Molecule: messenger RNA, 1553 nt
Organism: Venturia canescens
Lineage: Eukaryota; Metazoa; Arthropoda; Insecta; Hymenoptera; Ichneumonidae
Product: transcription cofactor vestigial-like protein 4
Exons: 5
Coding region: 438-944 (168 amino acids)
Biological process (GO): negative regulation of DNA-templated transcription
Molecular function (GO): transcription coactivator binding
Source: RefSeq, a predicted model, not a curated record